UUUGGAGGUUGCUAUGUUAAUGCUGCUUGUCUUUGGAAUAUUGCUUCAUGACAUCCCACUGAGUAGCCAAGAUGAGGCUUUUCCAGGGGCCCAUGGCAUUCCUGGUGAACCUUUGUUUAACUAUGCCAGCAUCCGCUUGCCAGAGGAACACAUUCCCUUCUUUUUGUACAAUAAUGGGCAUAUUGCCAUGGUCUGUAAGAAAGACUCCCAUUGUCCUUAUAAGAAACACUUAGAAAAUCUAAAGUACUGCUGGGGCUAUGAGGGAUCCUGCAGACCAGAGUUCAGGUUCGGUUACCCUGUUUGCACCUACGUCGACAUGGGAUGGACAGACAGUCUGGAGUCAGCCCAGGACACGUUCUGGAAGCAAGCUGACUUUGGAUAUGCCGGAGCUCGGCUGCGGGAACUGCAUGUGCUCUGCCAGCCUGAGCAAAUGAAUGACUCAAGUUUGGUAUGUUCCCGUUACCUUCAGUAUUGCAGAGCAGUCAAUCUCUAUCUUGAUUUAAGAAACAUCAAGAGAAACCAUGACAGGUAUUUAAAAGAUUUUCUCCAGACUGGUGAAAUUGGAGGACACUGUAAACUUGACAUUCAUACAUUAAUGUCGGAAGGUCAGCGCAAAAGCCCUUUACAGUCUUGGUUUGCGGAGCUCCAAAGCUAUACUCAGCUCAACUUCAGACCUAUAGAAGAUGCUAAAUGUGACAUUGUUAUUGAAAAGCCAACCUACUUCAUGAAAUUGGAUGCAGGUGUUAACAUGUAUCACCACUUCUGUGACUUUGUCAAUCUUUACAUCACUCAACACUGUACAAAUUCCUUUACUACAGAUGUGUACAUUGUGAUGUGGGACACGAGCUCCUAUGGAUACGGUGACCUGUUUUCUGACACAUGGAAAGCAUUUACUGAUUAUGAUGUGAUACAUUUGAAAACUUAUGAUUCCAAAGGGUUUGUUUUUAAAGAAGUGAUUUUUUCACUACUCCCUCGGAUGAGAUAUGGGCUGUUUUAUAAUACCCCUCUGAUAUCUGGCUGUCAAAAUACUGGAUUAUUCAGGGCAUUUUCCCAGCAUAUACUACACAGAUUGAACAUCACACAAGAGGGACCCAAGGAUGGAAAAAUUAGAGUCACCCUUCUUGCACGGAGCACAGAAUACCGGAAAAUACUAACCAAAAUGAGGUUACUUGUAAACGCACUGAAAACGGUAUCUACAUUUGAAGUCCAGAUUGUCGAUUACAAGUAUAAGGAACUUGGGUUUUUGGAUCAGCUAAGGAUCACCCACAACACAGAUAUAUUUAUUGGAAUGCACGGAGCUGGUCUUACCCAUUUACUUUUCCUGCCAGACUGGGCUGCAGUAUUUGAGCUGUACAACUGUGGAGAUGAGCGUUGCUACCUGGACCUGGCCAGGCUCAGAGGCAUACAUUAUAUCACUUGGCAAAGACAGAACAAAGUCUUUCCUCAAGAUAAGGGUCACCACCCAACUCUGGGGGAACAUCCAAAGUUUACCAACUACUCUUUUGAUGUAGAAGAAUUUAUGUACCUUGUCCUUCAGGCUGCAGACCACGUAUUGCAACACCCAAAGUGGCCAUUUAAGAAAAAACAUGAUGAGUUGUGAAUGUGCUCAGUCUGUUUGCAGAAAGCGGGUGUUUGAGCUCUGCCACUCCCAGUUUAGUCAGUAAAACAAAUGGUAUUUCUUAGCCCUCAAAUGAUCUGUUCUAUACCAAAAUAUGCCUUCAGGAGAUUGCUUAUAGGCUUUUUGCUGUUUCAUGUGAUUUUUGUGUCAUUGCUAUUUAUAAAGAUACUCUUUUUGUAUUGAAAACUUUUACUUUUUGUAGCUCAAAAAUUGGGCAUGGUCUCACUGAGUAACUGAGCUUUCCUCUUAAGUAGUCAACUUUCUUAGCUUUAGAAUUUGUAAAUGUUUUUGUAGAAUACAAUGGGAUUGCUCAUUCCAGAGACUUUCAACUUGUUUAUGAUAUAUUUAAGUUCACAACAGCUUCUAUUUGCCAUAAUUUAUUCAUAGCACUGUUUGUAGUAGGAAAGGAAGACAUGCAACAAACACACAGUUUUGAUUCUCAGUACCAAGCUAUAGGAUCAAGUAAUAGAUCAAACGGUGCUGUAACCAGAUCCUUUUUUACUCUAUCAGAGUCCAAAUUAGCUCCCACUGAAUUCUCUGCUGUAUAUUUUCAGUUGAAGGCAGCUAAUAGAAUCAAGAGCCUGAAUGAAUCAUGCUGCUAUAUUCAUAUGUAUUCACAUAUUUCAUAUGCAAAUCAGUUUCCCCCAAUGCACUACAUACGAUAAAGACAAAUUAGAAUAUUCUUUAGGACUGUUCUGUGUACCUUUUAGCUGGUUUGCACUGGCUCCUUAGCUGUGGAGAGCACUUCCGCAUCAAACCGUGGCCUCCAGUGUGUGCACUUGCUGCUGCGGUGCCUGUGCAUGCACCCACCUCUUUCACAAAGAGGCAUGGCAGUAUUUUUGCAAACUUUAGAUUAGCUAUGUAAGAAGA
Molecule: messenger RNA, 2488 nt
Organism: Phyllostomus discolor (pale spear-nosed bat)
Lineage: Eukaryota; Metazoa; Chordata; Mammalia; Chiroptera; Phyllostomidae
Gene: EOGT
Product: EGF domain specific O-linked N-acetylglucosamine transferase
Cellular component (GO): endoplasmic reticulum lumen
Molecular function (GO): protein N-acetylglucosaminyltransferase activity
Source: RefSeq, a predicted model, not a curated record